Messenger RNA from Drosophila innubila, 940 nucleotides. RefSeq names its product chymotrypsin. The coding region runs from base 46 to 879 and encodes 277 amino acids. The transcript is spliced from 2 exons. The record is from RefSeq and is a predicted model, not a curated record. Gene Ontology annotation, biological process: proteolysis. Gene Ontology annotation, molecular function: serine-type endopeptidase activity. Lineage: Eukaryota; Metazoa; Arthropoda; Insecta; Diptera; Drosophilidae.
CACAAGAGACUAUAUAAGAGUCGAACAGAACUGCCUGAAUGCUUAAUGAAACAAAUGAGGCAUCUGGUAAUCAUAGUCUGUCUGCUGGUGAGCAAGACUUUAGGACUCAGUCAGGGGCACUUGAGAAUUAUCAAUGGAACAGCGGCGAAGCCCAAACAAUUUCCCUACCAGGUAGGUCUGCAGUCUUACUUCAGCAACUCGAAGGAUGAACAUAGCUCAUGUGGUGGCACUAUCAUCUCCAAGCGUUGGAUAUUGACAGCAGCACAUUGCUUGCAGGAGCCAAAACUUACUUUAAUUAAGGUUCUCGUAGUUGCGGGUAUUAUCAAUAUGAAUGCUAAAGAGUUGGGAUCUGUGCAAAUGUGGGUCAAAAGGAGCAACACCAUUGUUCACCACAAAUAUGAUCGCAACACUGUGGCUUUUGACAUUGGCCUGAUCAAGUUGCCUCGUGAUCUUGAGAUGAGUGCCUAUAUACAGCCCGCAAAGUUGCCAAAGGGGAAAGAUAAUAAAAAUACAUACGUGGGUCGAACUGCGAUUAGCUCUGGAUGGGGAUGGACCGCCAACCAAAAACCCAGUGAUGUAUUGCAAUUUUUAACAUUAAAGAUAAUCUCCAAUAAGCAGUGCGAGAAAGAAUGGAAUGAUUAUCUAAUAGGCGAACGGAAACUAAUACUGAGUUCCUUUUUAUGCGUUGAUUCCACUCAAGGAUUGCCAUGCCGUGGCGACUCUGGUGGACCUCUGAUACUAGAUGAUAACUCACGAACUGUAGUUGGGAUUGUCUCACAUGGUUUCGAUGAAAUCUGUCGGAUCAAAGUACCAGAUAUAUUUACACGUGUCUCCUCGUUCAUCGAUUGGAUUGAGAAACACACAGGUCGAUUGACCUAGACUAGUAACGAAUUAUAUCCUAUAAAAAUAAAUUGAUAUAUUUAAUUAUCAUGCAAGUUAA